This is a messenger RNA of Benincasa hispida (wax gourd), 1087 nucleotides long. RefSeq lists its product as uncharacterized. The record is from RefSeq and is a predicted model, not a curated record. Lineage: Eukaryota; Viridiplantae; Streptophyta; Magnoliopsida; Cucurbitales; Cucurbitaceae.
AUUUUUUUUUAAAUGUUUGAGAGAAUAAAAACCCUACCCCCAAAUUUGAGCUUCUUCAACCUUUAAAAAAAGAAAAAACUAUUUUCAGUUUCUCAAAAAACGAAAGCGAAACUGCGACUUACAGAGGAAAAUACACAAAACAGAAACCCUAGGUUACGAAAUCGAAUCGAAAGAGGAAUAGAAUCGUACCGGAGAAUUGAGAAUGAAGCUGGUUUGGUCUCCUGAGACGGCUUCCAAAGCCUACAUCGAGACCGUUCAAUCGUUUUCUAUGAAGUGUGAUCUUCAUCAAGAAUCCGGCGUUGCGGAACUGAUUUCAGCGAUGGCGGCGGGAUGGAGUGCGCAAUUUAUUCUGGAGACGUGGUCGAGCGGCGGAGCGAUUGCGACGAGUAUAGGUUUGGCGGUGGCUCGCCGUCACGUCGGAGGGAGACACGUGUGUGUAGUUCCUGAUGAGAGAUCGGAGGGAGAAUAUUCGAGAGCGAUGGAAAGAGCGGGAUUAGUGCCGGAAGUGAUCGUCGGAGAGCCAGAGGAGGUUAUGGAAGGACUUAUAGGCAUAGAUUUUCUGGUGGUGGAUAGCCAGAGAAGGAAUUUCAGUCGAGUUUUGAAACUUGCGAAUCUGAGUUCUAGAGGCGCGGUUUUGAUUUGCAAGAACGCGAACUCGAGAAGCGAUUCGAGUUUCAGAUGGAAAAGUGUUACGGAUAACGGAACGCGGCGGCUGGUUCGAUCGGCGUUUUUGCCGGUGGGAAAGGGUUUGGAUAUAGCGCAUGUGGCGGCGGCCGGAGGGAAUUCGGGGUCCGGCGGAGGGAAGGGAAAAUGGAUCAAGCAUGUUGAUCGACGGUCAGGGGAGGAGUUUGUAAUCCGGAAGUGAAUUUUGUGUUCAGACAAAACGGCGUCGUUUUUUAAUUUUUCCACCCUUGUGAAUACAGUUUUGUCAUUUGUGUAAAUUUAUAACAUAUGUUUUUAUUUCCUUUUCCUUUCUUUCUUGAGGUUAGGUUGGGGGAAUUAAUUGUACUUAUUGCUGACAAAUUUAUUUGUAUUGUUACAUGAUUUUUUUUCUCUCUAUUUGAGAUGAUCAAAUUGUUGUUUAAUA